AGAGGACAGUCAGACGGACACAUCGUUCUCCGACUCAUCGCUGUUCGCUCAUUGGGGUCAGGAGCUCGGCCCGGACAACCAGCGGGUGGCAUUGAAGAUGUUCCAGUACUACGGAUACAACGGCUACCUCAGUGAUCGACUCUCUUUAGACAGGCCAAUCCCAGAUCUCAGGCCUGAUGGGUGUAGGAACCUCACUUACCCUUUAAACCUCCCUCAAUUGAGCAUCGUGUUCAUUUUUGUGAAUGAAGCCUUUUCCGUCAUCCUGCGGUCCAUCCACUCUGCCAUCAACAGGACGCCCUCCCACCUUCUCAAAGAGAUAAUCCUGGUGGACGACAACAGCAAUAACAAGCUCAAAGAGAAGCUGCAAGAUUUUGUGUCUGAGACCAACAGCCAGCAUCCGGGAUUCAUCGUGUUGGUGCGUCAUACUAAGCAGGAGGGUCUGAUCCGUUCCAGAGUGAGCGGGUGGAGGGCCGCUACUGCCCCAGUGGUCGCCCUGUUUGAUGCCCACGUCGAAUUCAAUGUUGGCUGGGCUGAACCCAUUCUGCAGAGAAUUCAAGAAGACAGAACCCGCAUAAUCUCCCCAUCAUUUGAUAACAUCAAGUACGACACGUUUGAGAUUGAAGAGUAUCCGCUUUCGGCCCAGGGCUUUGACUGGGAGCUGUGGUGUCGCUACCUUAACCCACCCAAAUCCUGGUGGCACAAAGGCAACAAGAGCGCACCAAUCCAGAGCCCUGCCCUGAUAGGCUGCUUCGUGGUGGAUAGGCUGUACUUUGAGGAGAUCGGCUUGCUGGAUGAGGGGAUGGAGGUGUACGGAGGAGAAAAUGUGGAGCUGGGCAUCAGGGUGUGGCAGUGUGGCGGCAGUGUUGAGGUCCUCCCUUGCGCUCGUAUCGCCCACAUAGAGCGAGCUCACAAACCCUACACGGAUGAUCUGACGUCUCACGUGCGGCGAAACGCUCUCAGAGUGGCAGAGGUUUGGAUGGAUGAGUUUAAAAGCCAUGUCUACAUGGCCUGGAACAUUCCCGUGGAGGACUCCGGGAUCGAUAUAGGCGAUAUCUCUGAGAGGAAGGCUCUAAGGAAGAGGCUGCAGUGUAAAACUUUCCGAUGGUACCUGGUCAACAUCUACCCUGAGAUGAGGAUGUACAGCGACACCAUCGCAUACGGAGUACUGAAGAACUCUCUGAAGAACGAUCUGUGUCUGGAUCAGGGACCUGACAAUGACAACGUGCCCAUCCUAUAUCUCUGUCACGGGAUGACACCUCAGAAUGUGUACUACACCGGCACUCAGCAGCUCCACAUCGGCCUCCUCAGUCCCACCAUUGACGACGACGACAACAAGUGCCUGGUGGACGUGAACAGCAGACCGCGCCUCAUCGAGUGCAGCUACGCCGCGGCCAAACGCAUGAAGCUCCACUGGCUCUUUUCUCAGGGAGGAUCCAUCCAGAACAGGAAAUCAAAGAGGUGCCUGGAGCUCGUAGUGAGCAGCGACAAUGAGUUUGGCUACCAACUCACUCUGCAGAAAUGCACCGGACAGAAAUGGUUCAUCUCAAACGUGCUGUUUAGCAACGCCUUAUGAUCAACAUCUGGCGGGGACACUGGAGUGAAUGGAAGGAGUUGCUUCUUUUGUGUACCGAUGGAUUGUGUGAGAUGAUAGGAAACAGGAGUCCAACAGAAGAGCAGUGCAUGGUUGAACACGGUCAUUUUGAGCACCACGAUGUCCUCCAAUGAGACGAGUUGACAUCACAUGAUAAAUGUUAAACAUUUUAUUUUGCCUACAGGAUCAGCCAUAGUUGGCGGAAUUUUGCAGAUUUGACAAAGUAGUAUAUUUAGUAUAUUUUGUGGUAAAUACAGUACAGUCAGAUUUCGUUGACUUAAAAGAUGUAAUGGGUCCAAUAUGUUUUUGUACUUUGUGCAUAAUUGCUACUGUGUAGCAGGCUUUCUGAACCUGUCCCUGCUGUAAUUAUUUCAUUUUAGUGUCUCAGGUUUGUAGGUUUAUUAUGGGAUUCAGCUGUAAAGUUGUGGGAAAAUGUUGGAAUAAAUAUGAAAAUUAUAGAUAAUUUUCUACAUGUAAAUAUUUUGAAUAUUUGUUAUAUAUAACAUUAAAAUAACUGAUGUAAACUACUAAGGGCAGUUUUUGUCUUUUGUUGUUGCACAAACAUAAUUUUGAUUGACAAAAUUUGGAUGUGGUUUGACAACACAUUUACAGUCAGACAAUAAUGAAGUACAGAAAGCUGCAAGUUGCAGAGAACUAAACUGAACAAAGUUAGAACACAAGUUUCCUGACGCGGUGUGCUGCGGUGGUUUGUGGCUGAAGUAAUUACUUAUGACUUACACCGUGUCUCCUCCACAAGAAGGCGUAGCGUGAGCAGUACUCUGGCAGAGCUGCUGAAACGGGUCUUGUGUAGACAUGCCACAGCAUGGCAUGCAUCAUUAGCCUCUACACUAUGAACUCUAUAUAUAAUUGCUCUGUAGUCUGUGAAAUAAAAUUGGAAGGUUAAAACUAGCAUUUUUUUACCCUGCAGAUAGAUGACUGCUGGUUGUCAUGUUGAAAUGUUUUCUUCAAGUGCAUUUGUUUAGUCUAUUUUCAUGUUCUUUUUAGUUGCAGUGUGUUAAACAUAGGGGCCACCAUUUGGCCUUAAAAGGGACAUUUUAUUAAAUAAACAAAACUU
Messenger RNA from Notothenia coriiceps (black rockcod), 2666 nucleotides. It is a transcript of the gene galnt18b, whose product is annotated as UDP-N-acetyl-alpha-D-galactosamine:polypeptide N-acetylgalactosaminyltransferase 18b. The coding region runs from base 98 to 1573 and encodes 491 amino acids. The record is from RefSeq and is a predicted model, not a curated record. NCBI's taxonomy places the organism in Eukaryota, Metazoa, Chordata, Actinopteri, Perciformes, Nototheniidae. Gene Ontology annotation, cellular component: Golgi apparatus. Gene Ontology annotation, molecular function: polypeptide N-acetylgalactosaminyltransferase activity. The transcript is spliced from 10 exons. Gene Ontology annotation, biological process: protein O-linked glycosylation.